Messenger RNA from Fomitiporia mediterranea MF3/22, 2265 nucleotides. RefSeq names its product MFS general substrate transporter. Gene Ontology annotation, biological process: transmembrane transport. Gene Ontology annotation, molecular function: transmembrane transporter activity. The coding region runs from base 164 to 1933 and encodes 589 amino acids. Gene Ontology annotation, cellular component: membrane. Lineage: Eukaryota; Fungi; Basidiomycota; Agaricomycetes; Hymenochaetales; Hymenochaetaceae. The record is from RefSeq and is a predicted model, not a curated record. The transcript has 11 exons.
AAGCCUGCGGCGGCCAGACAAGCGAGUUCGACGUCGCAUCAGCGUUUGUCUUCAAAAAGCUUGCGCUCGGCGAAUGUUUGAUUAGCGACUCGAAACUUAGCCCCUUCAGCUCACUUGUGCCGCCUUAUAAGCUGGUUAACUCGCGUUUCGUGUUGGAUUCCCUAUGGACCACAGCGAUAAGGACAAUGCGAAGGAGUGCGGCGAAACGCGAAUAACCCUUGAGGCACCUGCUUUGACCUCUGAAGAUAGUAUGCAGCGACACGACGGUCAACAGGAUGGAAAUAUCCUCGUUUCUGGGAUUUCUGGGCUUGAAACUCAACCACAGUUUAAGCUGUACAAACGACGGCAUGCUGGUGUGAUUGGUAUUAUUGCCCUCAACAUUGUUGCUGCGAUGAGCUUGACCUGGUUCGGGCCAAUUGCAUAUAAAACGUCUCAAACGUUUGGUAUUACGCUCGACCAAGUCAACUGGCUGGGAAAUAUUAUAGGUUGUACCUAUAUCGUCGUUUCACCAUUCGUACCCAUAAUCUGUUCCCGCUUCGGCCUCCGAAUAUCUUAUGCGAUCGGCACGGGUUUCCUAGUUGCUUCCGCAUGGGUUCGAUUUGCGGGGACUGCACUUUCGCUCAACUCACGUGGAGCGUAUGCCUUGCUCAUUGUUGGACAGUUCCUAAGUGCUGUGCCUCAAAUAAUCUUCCAGAUUCUCGCACCCAAGUUCUCCGAAACGUGGUUUGAUCUGAAGGGUAGAACAACAGCAACGAUGUUGAUGUCCGUCUCAAAUCCCGUCGGUACCGCACUCGGACAACUUAUUUCUCCGAUGAUUACUGAUACCCGCACUUCUAUUCUCAUUUUAGGUAUCAUCUCAACUGUUGUUGCACCAUUCAUUCUUUUGGUAGGCGCGAAGCCCCCUACUCCACCUUCGUAUUCUGGUUCGAAACCCUCCCAUCAUAUCCUCACGACCCUUCGAGCCAUCUUCGGUCUCCUUCCGCAGCCGCUCCCAUACAAUGUUACUCGACUUCCGGAACAUGUCCGCGGUUCAGAACACGAGCUUGACAGUCCGGUAUCAAAGGCGUCAACGGCCGAGGACCAGCCUCGCGCACUCAAUAUGCAUUCUUCGCAAUCAGACGGAUCAAGAAACGGCGAGAAUGUCGAAUCCAUGGAUACAGAAUCUGAUGCAGAUGCAUACAUGACGCGUCGCGAGCGUCUCGACUUCUUCAUUCUGGUUCUUGCGUUUAGCGUGCUUGUAUCCGGAGUCAUCACCUUCUCCAUUCUUUCUAGCCAAAUACUAGAACCGUACGGUUACUCAGACGAUACAGCCGGUCUCAUGGGCGCCGCCCUCCUUCUCUCAGGCCUAGUCGCAGCAUUCGUAACAUCACCCCUCUUCGAUCGCGUAUUCACACAUCACCUCGGUCUUUACGCGCGUGUAAACGCACCGAUCAUCGCUGCUGGAUGGCUCUCACUUAUAUGGGCUGUACGACCGAAUAACACCGGUGCUUUGUAUGCGAUAUUCGUGGUUAUUGGUGUGCUUUCACUUAGUAUAUUGCCUGUUGCGUUGGAGCUUGGGUGCGAGUUGACGAGGAAUAGUGAUGCUGCUUCGGCGAUUUUGUGGUGGAGCGCGAACGUGUGUAGUAUAGUGUUCAUCUUAGUCAUGUCCGCAUUACGCGCUCCCUCCACCGCUUCACCUCCAUCAAACAUGCACCGCUCACUCAUCUUCAGUGGUGUAUCGACUUGUGCUGGUGUAGUUUUUGUCUUCUUUUUCCGUGGGCAUCAGAAGCGACGGGAGAAGGAUGUGCGGAUUGCAGCUGCUGCUGCUGCUGCGACCGCGAUUGGUAAUGCUGAAGGGAGCCGAGAAGAAGGUCACGCAAGAAGGGUGAAGCGUAGGUUGCCCUUACGGAUAUUCAGGAGGGCAGAAGAACGAGCUGACACAUCUCUAAGAUGACGCAUAAUCUCAAUGCGCCAUCAUGUUGUUGUUUGGUUUUGGUAUACCUUUGAUUGCUGUAGUCCUGUUCUCGCGUGCUUUCCUGGCCUCCAAGAAUCUUUCUGUUGUACUGUCGUCUGCUUUUGUGUUCGCAUGUGGUGCAUGUUGAGCUGUCUUGCUUUCUUGCUUUCUAUAGUCCCUGUCAACAAGUGCUUGUAAUUUGUUCUGGCUUGUUUGCAUAGAUAUGUUGUUUGCACGUAGUUACCUGUUUUCUUUGGUAGUCCUCUCCCUGCUUUGAUAUCAGUCUCUAUUUUUAAUGACGGGAAAUAAUAAAUAUCCCUUUGAGUGACUUG